This is a messenger RNA of Anthostomella pinea, 1110 nucleotides long. NCBI's taxonomy places the organism in Eukaryota, Fungi, Ascomycota, Sordariomycetes, Xylariales, Xylariaceae. The record is from the annotation of a GenBank genome assembly.
AUGUCAAGAGACAGCUCAUCAUAUGCGCCAAAGUCGCCCGACCUGUCUUCUUUCUACUCAGCAUCAAACUCUGCCGCCGACAUACACACCGUUGCACCGAACCGAACCAGCGCUGCAGGUGCAUAUCCCUUGCAGCCCCAGGCCUCGGCCCAGACGCAAGCAAACUUGUUACCACAGGCCCAAAUUGGACAAGGACAUCCAGCUCUUCCUCUAGAGGGCGCAUACGCUCAAUCAGAGCCCCACCACCACCACCACCAACACCAGCAGCAAUACUACAAUCAAUACCACAAUAGCUACCAGCACCAGCACCAGCAGCAUCACCCCCUUGCACAGCAACAGCAACAGCAACCCGCUGCUGCAGCUGCAUACAUCUCAAACAACGGUCACACAUUCAACUCCUACUCACCUCAGCCCAUUCAACAUCAGGGACAAUACUUCCCGCAGCAGCAAGCACAUAUUACACAACCGCCUGCGCCUGCGCCUGCACCACCCCAGCUCGACUACCACUUACAAACCCCGAGUGCCCCCCAGCCAUACUACUCGGCCUACACCGACACGCCGUCGUCGACCAGCUACCAACCAAUAACGCAACCCCGGCAAUUUCAGAGUCCUCGACAAGACCAGGCCCUCCUUCCAGACCAACCGAAGACCUCGGAUACGCGCGACAUCAUGCCGCCCCGAAAGGCUGCCAAAGCGGUGAAAGAGGAGGAGAUCAUGCAGUCGCCUGUCCGAACCAAGUUCCCCACCGCGCGCAUAAAGCGAAUAAUGCAGGCAGAUGAGGAAGUUGGCAAGGUCGCCCAGCAGACGCCCAUUGCUGUCGGUAAGGCACUGGAGCUCUUCAUGGUGCAGCUCGUCACUAAGAGCGCCGAGGUGGCCAAGGACAAGAACUCGAAACGCAUCACGGCGCACAUGCUCAAGCAAGCAAUAGACUCAACCGAUCAGUGGGACUUCCUGCAAGAUAUCGUUGCCAAAGUGGGCGAGGAGAAGGAAGGAUCCAAGAGCGCAGCGAAAGCCAAACAGGAGAGUGAGAGUGAGAGUCACGACGAGCCAGAACCCGCCGAAGUCAAGAAGAAGGCAAGAGGCGGGCGCAAGAAAAAGGCUGCUUCCUAG